Molecule: messenger RNA, 1928 nt
Organism: Zootoca vivipara (common lizard)
Lineage: Eukaryota; Metazoa; Chordata; Lepidosauria; Squamata; Lacertidae
Gene: DPF1
Product: double PHD fingers 1
Biological process (GO): nervous system development
Cellular component (GO): nBAF complex
Source: RefSeq, a predicted model, not a curated record
CCCUUCCUGCAGGCUGCUGGAGAAUGAAUAAAAUUGUACAGUAUAUUCUGAUGUGAGAGGUUUAAAAAAAAAAGCAAAAGAAAGAAAGAAAGAAAAGGAGAAAAAAAAUCUCUCUCUGCUCCUCCAACCCGCCAGCCCUGGAAGGCAGAGGCACCUCCACAUCCUCCCAAAAUGGCUACAGCUGUGCACAAGCCUAUCAAAUGUUUAGGCGAAGAUUUCUACCGAGAAGCCAUUGAGCACUGCCGCAGCUACAAUGCCCGGCUAUGCGCAGAGCGGAGCAUGCGCCUGCCCUUCCUCGACUCGCAGACGGGGGUCGCCCAGAACAACUGCUACAUCUGGAUGGAGAAGACUCACCGGGGACCAGGGCUGGCUCCAGGCCAGAUCUACACUUACCCGGCUCGCUGUUGGCGGAAGAAGCGGCGGCUCAACAUCCUGGAGGAUCCUCGCCUGCGGCCUUGUGAGUUCAAGAUUGACUGUGAGCCCCCCUUGAAGAAGGAGGGGGGGCUGCCCGAAGGUCCCGUCCUGGAAGCCUUGUUGUGCGCCGAGACGGGAGACAAGAAGCCGGAGUUGAAGGAGGAAGAACUCGUCCUGGACUGUCCGAAGGCGCCAAUUGGGGAAUUUCUCCACGACUUGGACACGGAUGACCUGGAGGACGACGUCCCUCGCCGGAAGAACAAGGCCAAGAGCAAGGCCUACGGCAUCGGAGGUCUGCGGAAGAGGCAGGACGCGGCGCUGCUGGAAGACCGAGACAAGCCGUAUGUCUGCGACAUCUGUGGGAAGCGCUACAAGAACCGCCCGGGACUGAGCUACCACUACACUCACACGCACCUGGCAGAGGAGGAGGGCGAAGAGGGCCCUGAACGCCACACCCUCCCCUUCCAUCGCAAGAACAACCACAAACCUAAGAAAGCACCGGACGGCACAGUCAUACCAAACGGUUAUUGUGAUUUCUGUCUAGGCGGCUCCAAGAAGACCGGCUGCCCCGAGGAUCUCAUCUCCUGCGCGGAUUGUGGUCGUUCAGGGCACCCAUCCUGCCUGCAGUUCACCGUCAACAUGACAGCUGCCGUGCGGACUUACCGGUGGCAGUGCAUCGAGUGCAAGAGCUGCAGCCUUUGCGGCACCUCCGAGAACGACGACCAGCUGCUGUUCUGCGAUGACUGUGAUCGGGGCUACCACAUGUACUGCCUGAGCCCACCCAUGGCUGAGCCCCCCGAAGGAACCUGGAGCUGCCACCUGUGCCUGCGGCAGCUGAAGGAGAAGGCGUCCGCCUACAUCACCCUGACCUAGGCUGGGGACCCGUUGCCCACCCCUUUGCCCAUCCUCGCCCCCCUCCUCCUCCUCCGUGCCCUUAGCCGUGAUGGUGCUGAGCCCUGCCAGGCCUCGGGGCGUUUGUUGCCCUCUCGCCUGCCACAAGAACCUUUUCUUCUGCACCCCAUCUCUCCCCCCCCCCCGCCCAGCUGCAGCAGCGGGGACCAAACCCUGCCUGCGUCUCCUGCUGGCUGUCACCAAAACUCGACUCAAAAGCCAUAGCCAGGGGUAGGCAGCUGGCAGGACAGCAGCCGCUCCUGGCCCCUUGCCCCCCUCGGCUGCCUGGGAUGGGAAACCCCUUGCCCACCCUCUAGAUGCAUGUGAAAGUGGGCAGGUCCCCCCUCCUGCAAGACAAGCCCCAUGGAGGAUGAAGCCCCCUCCUCUCCCCUCACUUGGGCUGCGACCCAGUUCUCUGCUCCCGUCUCUUUCGGACCUGGCACAACCUCUGAAAAGGCGACCAGCGGAGUUAAGCUUCUCAAAGGCCAGUGGAGUGCAGGGGGGCAGGAUGAAGAGCAAUGUUUUUUGGGGGGUGGCGGUGGCGGUGACUGGCUGUAGCAAUGGGAGGAAAGAGAGGGUCACAGCUGGAGCUGGCAGGGCAAGGGGAGGGGUUCGGCAGGGGU